This is a messenger RNA of Blepharisma stoltei, 687 nucleotides long. NCBI's taxonomy places the organism in Eukaryota, Ciliophora, Heterotrichea, Heterotrichida, Blepharismidae. The record is from the annotation of a GenBank genome assembly.
AUGAAGCAAAACUUAAAACCAAAGUUUCACUCGCCAAUUCGAAAUUCCUCCCCAAGCGCCGAAGCCCUAAGCACGACGCUUGGCAAAGACUCUUACCAUUGAAGUUUCAGUAAGGCUGACCGAUUUAUGCACAGAAAAAAUGCGACAACUCCUGAUUUUAUUGUUCCGCCUACAUCUUUGUCCAAACGGUCCACUUCAUUCGGUUUUGGUAGAAGAUGGGAACCUAAGAACGAAAAAGGAAGGGACUCGCCGCCACCCACAGCAUAUAACCCGCCAAGUUCGUUUACAAUGAAUUCAAGGACAGUUAAUUUCAGUGCUGGGACUGUUGCUGAAAGAACUCCAAUUAAAACGAAAUUUGUGCCAGGACCUGGGACUUAUAAUGUGUCACUUCCCAUUGGAGAAAACAGCCCGAAAUUUACAUUUAGGCCGAGAAUUCAAUUGAAGGAAAAAUAUUUAGUUCCUCCUCCCGGGACUUAUAAUCCAAGUUUUAAAGUGAUUGAAAGAUCAAAUUUUUCAAAAAUUGGAUUUGGGUUUGGAGAUAGAGGGAAGAUACAGUCAAGAGAUGAAAACCCUGGACCGGGGACUUAUGAUUUGCCAGGAAUUUUUACAAGAACGAAUAGUAAAUUUUUUGCGCCGAUAAGGAAUCAAACCCCACUUGCAAAGAAAUCUAAUGAUGAUAGUUUUUAA